UCUGCCGAGCUGCCCAGACCCCACACCCUUCCUUCCUCACCCAAAGUCACGUGGCCCUUGCACAGCCCUAGAAUCCUGGGAAAAAGCAGCUACUGGGGGUGGGAAGGGCAAAACUGAGGGUACAAGCUGUGAUUUAUAUCUCCCGUCUCCUCUGACGUACUCAGCUGCCUCUCAGCACGUGGAGUUUUCCACAUCAGGGCCCCCCACACACACUUAGUUUCCUCCAAAACCUCCGCCCUUCCCCUCCCUUUGUCUUCCUGCCUCUUACCCUUCCUUCUACCCUAUCCUUAAGGGAGGGGACCCCACUGGUGGGAGGAAGGAAAUGGGUAUUUGGCACGGAGUUAGCAGGGGUCUUUGGAGAAGUUAGAAACCCAGGACACUCCAGUUGUAGCCUCUGAGAUGAAAGGUGGGGACACAGUCUGCACCCAGCCCUCUUUGCCCCACACCCACCUUGUGCCAGGCUCAGCGUGGGCCUGUCUUGCUUCACUGCAUACCUCUCAUUCCACAGCCAAGCCAGCCCAGCUGGGGGAUUGGGGAGGCCCCUGAGGGGAGCAUGGAGGAUCCUGACACGGAAAGGAGGGAAAUGGGGGCUUAUACUCCAGUUCAGUAAUGUCUUGUGUGAUUGCCUAGGUGUCGAAUUGGCCCCUUGGAGACCGAGCCCCAGCUGCAUCUGCCAGAAGAGAACCAGGGCUGUCCCACUGUGGCCUUGGAGCAGGAAGUGAGACCGGGACAAGUGCUCAGUCUUGGCCUGGGUGGCGAUGCAGAGGUUUCUAAUCCAUCAUAAUUAAUAGAACUGGUGACAGUUCUGAUAACUCUGAGCUGCUUAGAUUAGCCACGGGAUCACUUGGGCCUGUGAUUUUUCCCCCUCAGGGACCCUUGGCAGCAAGAUCAAGCUGGUGGCUGAGGGUCAAAGAUCCGCUCACCAAGGGGGAAAUUCAAGUUCAGGAAGUUGAAGUUUGGAGGGAAGCAAUGCCUGAUGGCCUCAUCCUGAGCUUGUGGCACCAAUACCCAGGAAAGUCACCAAGUACUGAGCAGUUCGUACAUGUGGGGAGCUUUGAUCUGCAGUCACACUUCUUAUUACUACCUAUGAGAUGAGUAGUAGUAGUUCUAAUUCUCAGAAGAAGAAAUGAGCUCUUGAGGCUCAAACUUCAUGCCUGUGUCACUUUGGUAAAUGAUGUGGUCUUGUUUGAAUCUAGGUUGGUUGGAUUCCAGACCCAUGGUUUUCCCCCACAGACCUUGUUCCUUCAACCUUUAUCUUACUGGGAGACUCAAUGCCCCAACUCCCAGGUCUUGAGUUUCUUGAACUGUUCUUACCAACAAGAGGCAGUGGCUCUGAUCCCUCGUUCCUUCCCCCACUGAAGGCUACAGUAGCCUGUCUACGGUCAUUCUCUGUCUCUGUCUUAUUGUCCCUUUUAUUCCAUUCUCUAACCCCCAAUGAAAGCUGAGUCGGAGACAGAAGCUUCUCCUUGGCUCUCAGUGCCUCCCAUGGGGGCCCCUCCUUGGCUGCAUCCGUUAGUCACUCCCCAGUAAGUCCCCCCCACCCCACCCUCGUGGGGCGGGGAGACAAGGGCAGCCUGGAGGCAGUGGACUUUUGGCCCGUUUCGUUUAUUCCCUCCACCUCCUUGUCAACAUCUGCCUCUUGGCUCAUUCGUCUGACCGACCGUCGGACCGGACUUUCAGGGCAGCAGAGACCCAGAGAGAGGGGGAAGGAGGCAAAAACCAGGAUAAAGACAAGAAGCUGAGGCUGCAGCUGGGCUUCCGCUCUCUCCGCCCUGCCUUAACACCUCUUCUUAGCCAAAGCCCGUCAAGGUCCCCUGGGGCUCGGCCCCUCCCCCUCUGGGGCCCCACGUGCCCCUCAGAGCCUGCAUCCCACCAUGUCAGAGGCUGUGGAGAACUUUGGCUUCUUCAUGGCUGCCCUGGGGCUGCUGAUGCUGGGGGUGACCCUGCCACACAGGUACUGGCGAGUGUCCACUGUGCACGGGAAUGUCAUCACCACCAACACCAUCUUCGAGAACCUCUGGCAGAGCUGCGCAACGGACUCGCUGGGAGUCAGCAACUGCUGGGAGUUCCCUUCCAUGCUGGCUCUCUCCGGAUACAUCCAGGCCUGCCGGGCACUCAUGAUCACCGCCAUCCUCCUGGGCUUCCUGGGCGUCUUUUUGGGCAUAGUGGGGCUGCGCUGCACAACCAUUGGGGGCAUGGAUCUCUCCAGGAAAGCCAAGCUGGCGGCCACUGCAGGGGCCCUACACAUACUGGCUGGUUGCUGUGGGAUGGUGGCCAUCACCUGGUAUGCAGUCAACAUCACCCGGGACUUCUUUGACCCUUUAUAUGUCGGAACCAAGUACGAGCUGGGCCCUGCGCUCUACCUGGGCUGGAGCGCCUCCCUGCUGGCCAUCCUGGGCGGUGUCUGCCUCUGCUCCAACUGUUGCUGUCCUCCUGACCAGGACCCCGCCCCUGGCGGCCGGCUGCCCUACAAGGCCUCCACAGUGCAGUCCACCGGCCUCUCUACCCGCCUGCCCCCCGCGGCCUCGAAUGAAGGCGACAGCAGCUUUGGCAAAUACGGGAAAAACGCUUACGUGUAGGAGACCUGGCCUGUGGACCCCAUUCCUUUCCCACCGCCCCUCAGCGCAGAGGGGUUCUCAGAACCCUGGAGCUGCAGGAGCAGACCCUAGGUGUUACAACCUUAGAGGCAAGCCACUCCCCACCGGCCAGCCACGCAGGGCUCUACCCUGGGCCUAGAAGCGGUGCGUGGCCAGGCCCCGCCUCUCCAGCCCGAGCUCCGCCCCAGCCACACCCACUUCGUCUGGCCUAGAACCUGUCUCCUAAGAACUCAUUUCAGCCUCCUGAGGUUGGACCCACCCUUCUUUAUCUUGAGUCUGGGCUCUCGGCUGUUAGGGGGGUGGAGGUGCCCCCAAGUGUUUGCAUUCUAUAUAAAUACAUGCAUAAAUAAAUUUGUAUUGUGAACUGU
Messenger RNA from Pteropus alecto (black flying fox), 2965 nucleotides. RefSeq names its product claudin 15 (gene CLDN15). The record is from RefSeq and is a predicted model, not a curated record. Lineage: Eukaryota; Metazoa; Chordata; Mammalia; Chiroptera; Pteropodidae. Gene Ontology annotation, biological process: bicellular tight junction assembly; cell adhesion. The transcript has 5 exons. The coding region runs from base 1875 to 2579 and encodes 234 amino acids. Gene Ontology annotation, molecular function: structural molecule activity. Gene Ontology annotation, cellular component: bicellular tight junction; plasma membrane.